Molecule: messenger RNA, 1698 nt
Organism: Pangasianodon hypophthalmus (striped catfish)
Lineage: Eukaryota; Metazoa; Chordata; Actinopteri; Siluriformes; Pangasiidae
Gene: yju2
Product: YJU2 splicing factor homolog
Exons: 8
Coding region: 210-1232 (340 amino acids)
Biological process (GO): mRNA splicing, via spliceosome
Cellular component (GO): U2-type catalytic step 1 spliceosome
Source: RefSeq, a predicted model, not a curated record
AUAACAUCUGCAGACGAGUAAGAAUGAGACGGAAGUGAGGCUGAAUCCCAAAUCUCCUUAUUGCAGAUUUUAGUACACUUCAUAGAACGUAGAAGCUAUUAUAUCAUACUCUGAGAUAUAUACACCUAUGUAGGGAGUAGACAGCGAUUUGAGACUGUCCAAGUCAGAAGCUUUAUUAUUGCUUGUGUUCGUGUUUCUGCUAGCUAAACAUGUCGGAAAGAAAAGUCUUAAACAAAUACUAUCCCCCGGAUUUUGAUCCAUCCAAAAUCCCUAAACUGAAACUCCCUAAAGAUCGUCAGUAUGUGGUUAGAUUGAUGGCCCCGUUUAACAUGAGGUGUAAGACAUGUGGAGAGUACAUAUACAAAGGGAAGAAGUUUAAUGCUCGCAAAGAGACGGUACAGAAUGAGCUGUAUCUGGGGCUGCCCAUCUUUCGUUUUUAUAUUAAAUGCACAAGAUGUCUGGCAGAAAUCACAUUUAAGACCGACCCGGAAAACACUGAUUACGCUAUGGAACAUGGUGCGACACGAAACUUUCAAGCUGAGAAGCUGAUCGAAGAGGAGGAGAAGAAAAUCCAGAGGGAGAGAGAGGAGGAGGAGUUAAAUAAUCCUAUGAAGGUUUUGGAGAACCGCACCCGGGACUCGAAGCUGGAGAUGGAAGUUUUGGAGAACCUGCAGGAGCUGAAGGAGCUGAAUCAGCGGCAGGCUCAGGUGGACUUCGAAUCCAUGCUUCAGCAGUACAGGGAGCUGGAGAAGAGACAGAAGGAGAAAGAGCAGGAGGAGGAUGAGAGAGAAACCAAAGAAAUGCUGGAGAGGGCGCUGGUGAAAAGGCUGAGGGACUCUGACUCUGACUCUGACUCUGAUCAGGAGCAAGAAAACGGAAAAGGGCAGCAGAAAAGACACGCUGCUGAGAACCCCACAGACAUCCUGACUACACACCAAGAAACGGAUGCAAAGGGUGCCACUUCGUCUGGAGUAAAGCGUCAGAAAGUGGAGAGCUGGGAAAAGAGCGUGGGCGGGUUGGGAGGAAGAAGUGCACUGGGGUCACUAGUAGUGAGGAAGAAGCCUGCAGCAACAGUUACAGCACAGCAGCCUGCAGCUGGAACUCAGACUGAUGCAAAUCCUGCCAAAGCAGCUGCCACUGCAAGCAGCAGCCAAACACCUACAGUUCGGAAUGGUUCCUCUCUCAGCCUGCUGGGGGCGUACUCGGACAGCGACGAGAGCAACUCCGACUAGUCCUGUCAUGGUGAUGGAAACAAUGUCUGCUGUUAACUAUACAACACGUGCAGGAACAGUCUCAAGAAAUCCACUCACAGACUGCUGGUUUUUAGAUUGACUUCCAGUGGUGUCUGCUGGAAAAGUAAUUCUGUAUGAUAAUAUUUGAGAAAAAUAUAUCACUCUGAUUGUUUGUAUAUUUUUCAUGUGUUUUGAUUGAUUGAUUAAUAUUAAAGUAUAGAUAGUCUUUCCGACAUGUUUAGCCCAUGUUUCAGCUCCUGAGCAGUAACUAUAAAAGGGUUGCACAGUGGGUGUUUAGGAAAUAACCUUCCUGAUGUGUUGAUUGGAAGGUUCUGAGUUCAAAUCCCAGAGAUGCCAUGGGGCUUUGAGCAAGGUCCUUAACCCUGGCCAGCACAGCUGUAUGCUUGAACUGUAAGUCACAUUGGAUAAAAGCAUCUGCCCUGUGAAUAAAUGUUCAUGUCAAUAA